AACAAGCAAUUACUUAUAUUUUACAGUAGCAGUGGCGGUAGUUAAUGAUCAAAGCUCUCUUUUUGAUGCAAGCGUGGGUAUAAAUGGAGGACCUUUGCCAUUGUUUCUUUCUUUCACUCUCCCUUCAAAAAUACCCACUACUUUCUUUAUCUCUUUCUCUCUCUGUAUCUUCACUUUUCUGUAUGCAUUGAGUAUUGACAGUGGAGCAGACUAGGGGGUGUUUGAACAAAAGUUCAAAUUCCAUAAGGUUUAUGAGAAGUGAAAAGCUUUGAAAUGGAGAGCAGGGUACCAAAAGUAGCACAGAAUCUCAAAUGGGUAUCUUUCUCUGCCCACUUUUAGUUGGGUUUCUCUCUCUUUUUUCUCUCUGUGUUUCAGAAACUCUGACUAGGGUUUUGAAUGGGCUGGGGAUUAUUUAUUGUUCUGAAAUCAAUGUCCUUUUGUUUAAUUGACUGCUUCUAUCAGACUUCCUCUAUUUCUCUUUCUCUCUCUCUCUUUUGUUGACAGGUCCUUUUGAACUUUCUUUUUCUGUGUUUCUUUUUCCUUGAGGAAACCACCUCGUUGUGUUGCAAUUUUGGUACUUCAAGUGCCAUACUUGCUUUGGAAACGGAGGCAGAUUACUUCGUUUGAUCUUGGCCACAUAGGUUCACCUGUGUUUUCUGGGUGCUCAAGGCCCUAAAUUGAGUUCAUUUCCGUUGUUACUUUCUCCACAACUAUUUCUUUUUGUAGCUUCCCUAGUUAUAACUUUGCACAUGGUUUCUUUCCUUGGAUUGAGCUUUUGACCGAGUCUCAUUGAGACCAGAGGCAACUUGUUUCCAUUGAAAGUCUCAAGCUUUGUAGUUGGGCUGGGGUUUGGUUGUAAAAUUAAAAUUUCUUUAACAAUAUUGCAUCUUUGGAUUUUUGUUUUUCAAAAUUUUGUCUUCCCCCCUUCCUCCCUCUUUGAGGGCUUUGAUCUUUGGCUAACCUUAUCGAAUCCCUUGAGUUCUGGAUUUGUAUUGGUCAACUUUGGAAGCUCAGUGUCUGUUUUAAUAUAAAUUUUUAGGUGGUUGAAUUGGAAUUUUAGGAGAGGUUUCGGCUUUAGCUAUUCCCUGUUGAAGACAGAUGGAUAUGAGUGAGAAGGAUAAUUUUGAGGUGGCAAGAGGCAAUGAUACUAAUCCAAUGAAUUAUAAUUCUCCUACUGUUGCUUCAGACUGGCGAUUUAGUAGCGGCAAUCUUUCUAACACGCAUAUGGGUCUAAUACCAUCUGAUAAUCCAAUGGCUGUUUGUUCUUCUUCCUGCUCUGCUUCAAUGGUGGACUCAUUUGGUCAAAACCUGUGGGAACACCCUCCCAAUUCACAAAGCAUGGGAUUUUGUGAUAUUAACGUGCAAAACAAUGCAAGCACUUCAAACGCAAUGGGAAUUAGUAAAGGCAGUCCUGCAUCUUUGAGAAGUAGCAUUGACAGAUCACUUGAUAUGGCCUGGAAUCCACCAAGUGCAAUGUUGAAGGGGAGUAUUCUCUUGCCAAGUGCGCCUGGAAUGCUUCCACAGAGCCUUGCUCAGUUCCCAGCUGAUUCUGCUUUCAUUGAGCGUGCUGCCAGGUUUUCAUGUUUCAAUGGUGGGAAUUUUGGUGAUGUAGUCACUCCUUUUGGCAUUCCUGAAGCUAUGGGUCUGUACACUCGGACUGCGGGCAUGAUACAAGGACCUCAAGAUCUUUUUCUAGGAAGUGAGUUGAAGUCAGUGUCUGGAGGGCAAUUUCAUAAGAAUCAGUUGAAUGUUGGUGAACCUUCCAAAGAUGCUUCUCUAACAGUAGAACGCGGGCCUACCGAAGGGAGUCCGCUCAAGAAUGACAGAAGAAGUGAGAGCAUUGCAAGGUCCCAAGAUGAAGCAAAACAAGUUGUACCUGGGUCUGGUAAUGAGUCUGAUGAAGCUGAGUUCUGCGGUGGUGGCGGUGGUGGUCAAGAUGAACCAUCUGGCAUGGAGGGUACUGGUGGGGAAACUUCUGCUAGGUGUCUCAGCUCAAAGAAAAGGAAGAGGGCUGGACAGAAUGAGAUUGAUCAAUCCGGAGGAGGCCAACAACCUGGUGAAACGAUGAAGGAUAAUGCUGAAAACCAUCAAAUGUGCGAGAAAAAUCCAUCUUCAACUCCUAACAAGACUACUGGGAAACAUGGCAAACAAACAUCACAAGCUUCUGAUCCUCCAAAAGAAGAAUAUAUUCAUGUCAGAGCUCGGAGAGGCCAGGCCACAAAUAGUCAUAGUCUUGCCGAAAGAGUAAGGAGGGAAAAAAUUAGUGAAAGAAUGAAGUUUCUUCAAGAUCUUGUACCCGGUUGCAGCAAGGUCACCGGCAAGGCAGUGAUGCUAGAUGAAAUUAUUAAUUAUGUGCAAUCACUGCAACGGCAAGUUGAGUUUCUGUCCAUGAAACUUGCGACUGUAAAUCCACGACUGGAUUUUAACCUAGAAGGGCUAUUAGCGAAAGACUCAAGAGCCAUUCCAUCAUCUACAUUGGGGUUUCCCCCAGACAUAUCUAUGGCUUAUCCUCCAAUGCAUCCAUCUCAACCAGGUCUUAUCCCUGCCACUCUCCCUGCCAUUUGCAGCCCAUCCGACAUUCUUAGGAGAAAUAUCAACUCCCAGUUGCCGUCCAUGAGAGGAGCCAUGACUGGUGGAUUCAAAGAGCCUGCUCAGAUGCCAAACGGGUGGGACGAUGAACUGCACAAUGUUGUCCAGAUGAGUUAUGGAUCCACUGCCCCUCCUGGCGACCAAGACGUAGAUGGAUCUCUGCCUUCUGGCCACAUGAAAGUUGAGCUCUAAACCUACUUUCUCAAGUUCUAUCCCAAGUUGUACUGGCACCAUCAGCGAGGAAACAAAGCUCAUUUGAAUUUGUUACGAAUGCGAAGCUGGGAAAAAACAUUCAUGGACAAUGCAAAGCUGCUAUUUCAGCUUGUAGAGUGAGUUGCAUAGGCAAAGCAGGCAAUCAUCUGUAGCUUAAAAAGCCCGAAGUAGAAGAAGCAGUAGCAAACUUCAUGUUUGUUUUGCUUCAUUCAUACACAGGCUUAAGAAGGCGAGAAAAAAAUUGCGGAAACAUGUGCUUGUGCUGCGAGAAGCCUUGUUCAUGGAUCAGAAAAUGUAUAGAUUGAUAUUUACUAAUCCUAUGAGAUGGGAUAAGAGAGAAAGCUCAUAUUUCAUCAUAAUAGGAUCUGGGUCUGUUAUCUGUGUAGUUUAUAAGAUAAUCUGGGAGUAUGCUGCAUUAUUCAGCUCGGUGUUGGAAGCCAUAUGCAGUAAUUAUAUAUUUACAGGCGCAA
This is a messenger RNA of Carica papaya (papaya), 3272 nucleotides long. RefSeq names its product basic helix-loop-helix (bHLH) DNA-binding superfamily protein. NCBI's taxonomy places the organism in Eukaryota, Viridiplantae, Streptophyta, Magnoliopsida, Brassicales, Caricaceae. The record is from RefSeq and is a predicted model, not a curated record. Gene Ontology annotation, cellular component: nucleus. Gene Ontology annotation, molecular function: DNA-binding transcription factor activity; protein dimerization activity. Gene Ontology annotation, biological process: regulation of DNA-templated transcription.